This is a messenger RNA of Ochlerotatus camptorhynchus, 840 nucleotides long. Its product is annotated as low choriolytic enzyme-like. Gene Ontology annotation, biological process: proteolysis. The transcript is spliced from 3 exons. The record is from RefSeq and is a predicted model, not a curated record. Bases 1 to 840 code for a protein of 279 amino acids. NCBI's taxonomy places the organism in Eukaryota, Metazoa, Arthropoda, Insecta, Diptera, Culicidae. Gene Ontology annotation, molecular function: zinc ion binding; metalloendopeptidase activity.
AUGUUGGUUAGCUUAUUGUUACUGUUCAUUCCUGCUGGUGUCUUUUGUGCUCCCAUUGGCGAUGAGGACGAACCAUUUGAUUUGGAUUUUUCCCAGUUGGGUGAGGAAAUGUAUCGCAUAGAGGAAAGGAACGAUACCUUAAAGUUGUUGGAAGAGUGGUCUUCGAUCGAAGAUGGGGGCAUGAAUCCGGAAGAGAUGGGACCUUUUGUGCAAGGUGAUCUCUAUCAGCCCGUGGUCGCGAAAAAUGCUGUGAAGUUCAAAAGUAAAAAAUGGAAAAACGCGAUUGUGCCGUAUAAAAUUAGUGACGACUUUGGUAAUGGUGAGGUGCAAAUGAUUAAAAAUGCGUUCAAAAUAUUUCGACAGAAGACCUGCAUUCGAUUCGUUCCGAGAGUUAACCAAAGAGAUUACGUGUCGAUCGAGAGAUCUUCGAAUGGCUGCUGGUCGACGGUUGGACGCGUUGGAGGUCGGCAAGUGCUUAAUCUACAGCAAGAUGACUGCUUUCGCCGAGUUGGAACGAUCCUACACGAACUGAUGCACGUGAUUGGGUUCUUACACGAGCACACCCGGUACGAUAGGGAUCAGUUCGUAGAUAUCAACUAUCUGAAUGUGCGCUUCGAUGCGAUUGGCAACUUUUGGAAAGAAUCCAAAGACGGAACGAGAACUUACGGGAUCGGAUACGACCUGGGAAGUGUUAUGCACUAUUCGCAGAAAGCGUUCAGCUGGAAUGGAUUCCAUACGGUUGAACCCAAGGUUAAAUAUUCCGGGAGAAUCGGACAGCGGGAUGGAUUUUCCAACAAAGACAUAAAACGUAUUACAUCGAUGUAUUGUAGUAGCAGUUGA